This is a messenger RNA of Toxotes jaculatrix (banded archerfish), 782 nucleotides long. It is a transcript of the gene lin28b, whose product is annotated as lin-28 homolog B (C. elegans). NCBI's taxonomy places the organism in Eukaryota, Metazoa, Chordata, Actinopteri, Toxotidae. The record is from RefSeq and is a predicted model, not a curated record. The coding region runs from base 81 to 782 and encodes 233 amino acids. Gene Ontology annotation, molecular function: zinc ion binding; nucleic acid binding. The transcript has 4 exons.
UUAAUGGUGACUACCGCAGCCCGUUUUCGCAGAGGAAGCUUCUCUAUUGCAACUUGGGCGCAGAGGGUCCGCGGGGAAACAUGGCCGAAGGCGGGCCGGGUAAAGGUGGCGGAGAAGACAACGCCAAGUCCACCGAGCAGGAGGACCGGACUCGACCUCAGAUCCUGUCGGGAUUGGGCUUCUGCAAAUGGUUCAACGUCCGGAUGGGCUUUGGAUUUAUCUCAAUGACCAGCAGCGAAGGGAGCCCCGUCGACCCCCCUCUGGAUGUUUUCGUCCACCAAAGCAAACUGGUGAUGGAGGGCUUCCGCAGCUUAAAGGAGGGUGAGCAGGUGGAGUUCACCUAUAAGAAGUCCUCUAAGGGCCUGGAGUCCCUACGGGUAACCGGACCAGGUGGGGGACCCUGCGCAGGCAGCGAAAGGAGACCCAAGGGGAAGGUCCCACUCCAGAAACGCCAACCAAAGGGAGACCGUUGUUAUAACUGUGGAGGUCUGGAUCACCAUGCCAAGGAGUGUGGCCUGCCCCCCCAGCCAAAGAAAUGCCACUACUGCCAGAGCAUCACGCACAUGGUGGCUCAGUGUCCCCACAAGGCGCUGGCGCCCCCCACAGGCUCUCAGGACCAACAUGCGUCUACCUCGGCCUCCAGCCCAGGGACCGGGCCCUACCUCUGCCCCCUGGAGGAGGAGGAGCGCUCCGGCUCGUCUCCCCUGGAGGGCUCCUCCUCCUCCCCCGAGGAGCCCCACACACACCGCGGCCCCCGGACCCAGAGGUGGAGGAAAUCCUGA